GGGAGGCGCGAGGCAGGCGGGGCCGCGGCAGGUUCGCGCUCCCUCCGGGGCUGCGCGCCCCCUCGGCUGCGCUCGGCACCGGGGCGCCGGCAGCAGAUGGGAGCUCGGGGUGCCCAAGAUGCGGGUGCCGGCCAGGGAGCUCUUCCGGGACGCUGCCUUCCCGGCCUCGGACUCCUCACUCUUCUCCAGCUUCUCCACGCCGCUGGCCCAGUUCCGGGAGGAAAUCACGUGGAGGCGGCCCCAGGAAAUCUGCGCCACGCCCCAGCUGUUUGCAGAUCGCGCUCAGGAAGGACAGGUGAAGCAAGGGCUGCUAGGGGACUGCUGGUUCCUGUGCGCCUGCGCCGCCCUGCAGAAGAGCCAGCACCUCCUGGACCAGGUCUUUCCUCCGGGACAGCCGAGCUGGCUCGACCAGACGUACCGCGGCUCCUUCACCUGUCGAGUUUGGCAGUUUGGACGCUGGGUGGAGGUGACCAUAGAUGACCGUCUGCCUUGUCUUGCAGGGAGACUCUGCUUCUCCCGGUGCCAGAGGGAGGAUGUGUUCUGGCUUCCCUUACUGGAGAAGGUCUACGCCAAGGUCUACGGGUCCUAUGAGCACCUGUGGGCGGGACAGGUGGCUGACGCCCUGGUGGACCUCACUGGUGGCCUGGCCGAAAGGUGGAACCUGAAGGACAUGGCAGGAACCAGCGGCCAGCAGGACAGGCCCAGGGGCGCGGAACGUAGGACUUGUCGGCAGCUGCUCGGCCUGAAGGACCGCUGUCUGCUGAGCUGCUCGGUGCUCAGCCCCAGAACAGGUACCAGGGCGCUGGGGGAGUUUCAUGCUUUCAUUGUCUCGGACCUGCAAGAGCUCCGGGGUCAGGCUGGUCAGAGCAUCCUGCUGCUGCGGAUUCAGAACCCCUGGGGCCGGCGGUGUUGGCAGGGGCCCUGGAGAGAGGGGGGUGAAGGGUGGAGCCGGGUGGAGUCGGUGGCCCAGUCUGAGUUGCUGUCGCAGCUCCAGGACGGGGAGUUCUGGGUGGAGGAGGACGAGUUCCUGCGGGAGUUCGACGAGCUCACCAUCGGCUUCCCUGUCACGGAGGCUGGCCACCUGCAGAGCCUCCACUCAGGAAGGGCGCUGUGCCACACUCAGGAGCUGCCCGGGGCCUGGGUCAAGGGCCAGUCGGCGGGAGGCUGCCGGAACAACAGUGGCUUCCCCAGCAACCCCAAGUUCUGGCUGCGGGUCUGCGAACCCAGCGAGGUAUACAUGGCCGUCCUGCAGAGACCACAGCUGCGCACGGCGGGCCACCCAGGCAGGGACUACCAGGCCGUGGGCCUGCACAUCUGGAAGGUGGAGAAGCGGCGGGUCAGCCUGCCCAGGGCCCUGUCCGUGCCCCCUGUGGCGGGCACCGCGUGCCACGCGUACGACCGCGAGGUCCACCUGCGCUGUGAGCUCGCUCCGGGCUACUACCUGGCCGUGCCCAGCACCUUCCUGAAGGACAUGCCAGGGCGGUUCCUGCUCCGGGUCUUCUCCAGUGGGAGAGUCUCCCUCAGCGCCAUCCAGCCGGCAGCCCAGAGCACUGCCCCCCGGGAGGCCCUGCCCGUGGGCGAGUGGGAGACCGUGAGGCUGCGGGGCUCCUGGAGAGUCGGCCGGACGGCGGGGGGCAGCCGGAACUUUGCCUCCUACCCCACCAACCCCCGCUUCCCCCUCUUGGUGCCGGAGGGCGCAGGCCCCCGCUGCGUCCGCAUCACCCUGCACCAGCACUGCCGUGACCACGAGGGCCUCCCCAUCGGCUUCCACAUCUUCCAGGCCGUCCGGUCUGAGCCCGGGCUUCCCCCAGGUCCCAGCGGACGGCGGGGGCCAGGAUGCGCCCUCCUGGCUGCUCCAGGAGCCUCUGCUGAGCUGUGUGCCGCACUGCUACGCCCAGGAGGUCAGCCGGCUCUGCCACCUGUCCGAGGGGACCUAUUGGAUCGUGCCCUCCACCUACCAGCCGGACACAGAGGGGGCCUUCACAGUGACCGUGGAGACCAGAAUAGACAGGCGCUCCAUUCACAGCCAGGAGAUGCUGGGGCAGCUUCUCAAGGAGGCCUCCUUCGUGGCAGUGAUGAAAGCCUAACCGGGUGACCCUGCGUAUCGGCUCCGGUGACCAGGGGUCUGAGGGGCUCCCAGUGGCCCACACGCCAGGGCCGCGGCGGCUGGGCCUGAGCGGGUCCUGGCAAAGAGCCCCCGUCCCGGCAGGUGCUGCAGGAAGGGCAAGAAAAACUCAGGGUGGGCCCCUUCGUUCCACGCCGCUGAGCCAACAGAGCCUCCCUGAAAUCCUCCACGCCCUGUCUCCUUGGCCCCGGAGAAAGGCCUUACGGCGCAUCGGGACAGAUCUUGUUUAAAACUGUUUAUUAGAAACGUUUUUAGGACGUAACUUUAUAAAUAAACAUUAGCACUGAGCAGCUUC
Molecule: messenger RNA, 2420 nt
Organism: Mesoplodon densirostris (Blainville's beaked whale)
Lineage: Eukaryota; Metazoa; Chordata; Mammalia; Artiodactyla; Ziphiidae
Gene: CAPN10
Product: calpain 10
Exons: 12
Coding region: 119-2095 (658 amino acids)
Biological process (GO): proteolysis
Cellular component (GO): cytoplasm
Molecular function (GO): calcium-dependent cysteine-type endopeptidase activity
Source: RefSeq, a predicted model, not a curated record